GCAACCCUUCGGCGGCUGGUGGCUGCUGGCACCUUCGCUCUUCGUUGGCUUUCUGGGUGGUGGUGUCUACGUGGGGGCCUUCUCCUUGAUCGCCAAGGAGCAGAAAGCCGAGUUCGUGGAGUUGGCGCUCUGCUCGGCUUCCGUGGCGGACACCAUCGGCAUGAUUUUUGCCAACGUCCUGGGGCUCAUGGCACAGGGCUGUAUCUUUGGCAUGAUGAAGGUGCUGGAUACCAAGCCAAACUUCACCUGUGGCUACGACAUUUGGGACAACUACAAUGGAACUGUCCAUGUCCCGGUCUACGCCACGCAUUGCUUCCCCGGUGUCGAAGGCUAA
Cladocopium goreaui is the source of this 334-nucleotide messenger RNA. NCBI's taxonomy places the organism in Eukaryota, Dinophyceae, Suessiales, Symbiodiniaceae. The record is from the annotation of a GenBank genome assembly.